This is a messenger RNA of Caenorhabditis bovis, 3558 nucleotides long. The record is from the annotation of a GenBank genome assembly. NCBI's taxonomy places the organism in Eukaryota, Metazoa, Nematoda, Chromadorea, Rhabditida, Rhabditidae.
AUGAAAAGAAUCAGCGACGAGCUAAAUGCAAAAGUCGAUAUCGCUGAUAUCGAAAAGAUAUUCGCAACUAAUAUCAGAAAUACGAUAGAAACUAUUGGCCUAUCAGCUGCUUUACAUUCGGCAAUUACGAAUGGAAGAUCAUACGAGAUUGUAAUCGGAUUACUAGAAGAAUAUUCGGAAACAAUAAAGGAUGCACUCACUGAUUUUCGAAAUAUCGAGCCGACCCUUCCUACGCAAUCCUUGUGCACUUCUCCGUUAAAUGAUUCGGUCCAAUUGCAUCGCAGCAGAUUAUCCAGAUCAUCUCGUUCUCGAUUGGCGGUGAAGAGAAAUAGUCCAGAUGCUCAUGUCAGCAAGAGUCUCGAUUUCUCAAUGAUUGAAUGCGAUCGCAAAGCUUCUCCAAGAGCCGAGAUUUUGGAGUUUCAAUCAUUUGUUGAUGAUACGAUUAUGAUGGACGAAUCAACGAAUAAUCGAGGAUUUAUGGCAGAUAUCUCUGGAAAUAUUGAAACAACAAUUCAUCGCAGAUCUGAUUCCACUUUGAGUUUCGGCUCGCUGUCGACUGUGUUGUCUGUUGGAUCCGACGACUUGAGAAAUCUCGAUUUCCAAAUUGAAAAGGAAACUACUGAAUUUGCACAGCUAUUAAAUGGAGGAUCUUCUAAAGAGAACGCUCAACAACAAAAUUCAUUAAUGGAAUGGAACAGAAUACGUCGAAAUUAUCCGUUAGAGACAUUUGUCAACGAUGACGAAUUAAAAACACCAAAACCAAGAAAAAACACAAUGAAUUCUGAUGAAGAAAUGACACCACGAAAUAUUUGGAAUGUCCAAUUGCGUUCGGGAAGCAAUCGAAAAGUAAAAAUUCGCCGUGAAUUGCAAAGACAGUUAAACGAAGAUGAUGUUGAAUGCAAAGUUGGCGGGACGGGUCUUGCAAUUAUUUGGAGUAGUGUUCCUCUUGAAUCACACAAAUCAAAAACGGACAAAUCUGGAGCAAAGUCAUUAUGUCAAAUUCGUUUGCAAGCUGGUGCGAACUGCUGCCGCUGGUCGAUGGAUGGCACGAAAUUCGCAAUUGGAUCCGAUGACUCUUCUGUGUCUGUAUAUACAUUCUUAGGACGUGUGAAUUCGGCUGGAAGUGUUCUAGGCACGAGUGGAGGAAGUGUCGAAAGAUAUAAAGAAUGUGCUAUGCUGAGAACUCAUAACAUGGAAGUUUUGUGUGUCGAAUGGUCGCCAAACGGCAAAUAUCUAGCAAGUUCUUCGAUGGACAAUACAAUUUGCAUUUGGAAUGCCAAAAAUUUCCAUGAGAAAAUUGCUGUUCUCCGUGGACACGACAGCGCUGUGAAGGGAAUUUCUUUCGACCCGAUUGGCAAAUAUCUUGCCUCUUUGUCAGCAGAUAAAUCGCUGAAACUAUGGCAAACUGAUAAUUGGCAAUGUCAUACAACUAUCACAAAACCAUUUGAAGGAAGCAGCCAAACAACGAUGUUCUCUCGACUGGAUUGGACUCCUGAUGGAAAAUAUCUUUUGGCGCCAACUGCGACAAACAAUGAUGGUCCGACAGUCCAGAUAAUUGAGCGGCAAACAUGGAGUAUCGAGCGUGAUCUUGUCGGUCAUCGAAAAGCGACAACUUGUGUUCGAGUUCUGCCAAGAAUAAUGUGCUAUUUGCAUAAAAACAAAAAGAUCCAAGUUUCGUGCAUCGCCGUCGGAUCCAGGGAUCGAGCAAUCAGCGUUUGGCUCAUUCCAGGGCUCGACCGUCCCGUUCUCGCGAUUACCCAUCUUUUCAAGCAUUCAGUUAUGGAUCUUUCAUGGUGCGACAACACGUUGUACGCGUGCUCCCAAGACGGCACAAUUGCCGUUUUGUCGUUCAAAGAAUCCGAAAUUGGACAGGCUUUAACAUCGUCGGCAAUGAGCGAUCUUUGCUACAAAUCAUACUGUCUUCGCCCGCCACAAUAUGAAGGAAAUUCGUCGAUGGCUGUCGAUGACGAAACAAACGGGUUUACGGGUCACGAUUCUUCAUUCAAUAAUUCGUUUGUGACAUGUCCUGAGGAUGUUAUUGCAAGAAGAAAGAAAGAGGAAGAAGAAAAGAAAAAGAAUGCUGAGGAGCCGAAUGGGAAAUCGAAGCCUGUGGAAGACGUCCCAAAAAAGGAUGACGUGAAAGCAAACGAAUGUAUUCUAAUAAAAGAGAGAAGCAAACAAGUCGAAGAACGAAAAGACGGAAAACGGAGAAUACAGCCGAUAUUUCUUGGAUCAACAUGCACAGAUGAGCCUUCGUCAUCAAUUAAAUCAGCUGCCGCGCAAGAUAUUCAACAACAACAGGCAAAACGAAGGCGAAUUGAUGAGGAAGAUGGCGAAAGUCUUGAAUCGAGUAGUAGUGAAGAAGAUGAGGAAGAAGAGGAAAUGGAAGUUUCUGGAGAUGAUCGAACAUCCAGCAAAAAGAAAACAAAACAGUUGGAUAAUAAGCAAUCGAAAAUUUUAGCGGUCGAUUUCAAAAAACCGACACUACGGCCAAUCGAGCAGCGAACAAUGAAAAUAACUGAAGGAACUGUUGUCAUGGAUGCACCUGAACCGCAAUCCGCAUUUUUACAGCCUGUACUAAAUCGUAAAAACUUUCAUUUGGAUAUUGAUAACAAAUGGAAACACGGAGGAGUCGAAGUCACAAGUGUUCGAUUGGUGAAACGGAAAACUCAGCCACCUGCAAAUCACGAUUCUAGCGAAUCGAACGCAGCCCCAAAACAGAUCAAUGAUCAGGUGUGGAUGAUAGUUGUUCCUUCGCCCGUUAUCGUCGCAGCAGCCAACAAGAACUAUUGCAUCUUUGGAUGUGGAGAUCGUUGUUUGAGAAUAUAUCGAUUGAAAUGUGCUACCAACAUCGCAUGCCUUUUACUCGACUCGAUUCCAAUUUCUGUUGGCAUUCGCGAGCAUGCUGCCUAUGCUCUGACAGAAUGCGGAAAACUUAGUACUUGGGACCUGCGGAAACCGACUGUUGUUGUAAAUCGGCAGCCAAUUUUCGAAUGUGUCGUCAAAGAUAGUUCUUUGUCGACCCUUGACAUUAGCGAACGCGGUGUACCACUAAUGUCGUUUUCGAAUGGAGCAGUUUAUACGUACGGACUCGAAUUCGGCUGCUGGGAACGCGUUGAUCUAACCACUCAAAUGUAUAGGCUGACCACAUUUGUUGAUGCGAAACAAUUCCCCGAUGGACCACUCGGACGACUCCUGAAGAAAGCACGAAAUAAUAUUGGAUCAUCUCCGAAUGUUGCGAUCAACGUGUCGAGAAGUAUCAAAGAAGCUCAAUUGCAUCAGUGGCUUCAUUGCGCGGAUAUGCUAGGAAAUGCUCAAGAUUAUAAAGGAAUUUUAGCGAUUUACGUGGAACAUUUAUGCGAACAUGGAAAUGAGGAGAAAUUGCGAACUGUGCUCGAUCAGCUGUCCAGUAGUGUCACUCCCAUAUGCGGACUUCGUCGUGGAGCACUUCGAGACGACGUUGCGAAAAUGAUUGAAGCACGUCAUCCGGUGAUUGCUGCUCGUUUACUUACUUCGUAUUCUUCAGAUAAUUUGCCCAAAAAGACCUCUUUGUUUUAG